AUGCUUCCCCUGCUUCCAGUACUUCUAGGUUUCCUUUUCUUUGGGUUCCUCUGGUGGGCAUUUAGCCCCAGAGGCAACAAAAAGAAUAGAGAACCAUUGCCUCCCAGCCCUCCUGCAGAUCCCAUCAUAGGACAUGUAAGAGUGGUGCCGGCCGAGAGGCCUGAGCUGACCUAUGUGAAAUGGGGGAAAGAACACAACACCGACAUCCUGUAUCUCAACUUCUUUGGAAAGUCAACGAUCGUCCUCAACAGUGUGCAAGCAGCGAUGGAACUGCUUGACAGAAGAGGAGCAAAGUAUAGUGACAGACCAGACUUCCCUUUCAUGAAAGAACAAGGAUGGCAGCGAAACCUAGCUUUCUUCUCAUCUGGACCAUCGUUUAGACGCCACCGGAAAAUGUUUCAAAAUGCAUUUACGACCGCAAAUUGUGUGCCGUACAGAGAAGCUCAAGAAAUGGAAGCGCGCAAAGUUGUUGGACGGAUUUUGAAAACGCCUCAAGACUGGCAGUCGCACCUUAUCAUGUUUGGCACAACGGUCAUCCUGCGCAUCGCGUAUGGCAUCACGGUGGGAGAGAACGAUGAUCCAUACGUCGAGCUCGCGAAGAAAGCGUCGUUCAUUAUAAGCAAUGCAGGCCAAACUGGUGCAACAAUGGUGGACAACUUUCCAUUUCUUCGAUAUUUACCAAAGUGGCUAAGCAUUCUCCCUUCACUCAAACUCGCACGCGAAUACUACCCCUACGUCCGCGCUCUUCACGAUUUGCCUUUUGCUGCCGUGAAGACCGCCAUGUCCCAUGGGGUCGCAGAGACAUCCUUCGUCAAGAAAAUGCUUGAAGAGAUGGCAGAAAACGACGAGAACGAGAAGAAAGACACCGAAGCUCAAAUAAACACCUUGACAGACGCAGAUGUUAAUGGUGCUGCUGGCACAAUAUAUGUCGCUGGUCAAGAUACCUCCUUGGCUACUCUCUCUAUGUUUGUACUAAACAUGACUGAGCAUCCGGAAGUGCAGCGAAAGGGGUGGGAAGAAAUUGAGUCCGUGAUUGGAAAGGAGCGUCUGCCUACUUUCGCAGACCGAGAUAAACUUCCAUACGUCGACUGUAUCAUGCAAGAAGUCUUUAGGCGAUACCCGGUCGUGCCUUUGGGUGUGCCCCACAAGUCUGCAGAGGAUGGAACAUACAAGGGAUACUUCAUUCCUAAAGGUAGAUCUACAAUGGUCGCAAACGCGUACGCCAUGUUGCGGGAUGAGAAUGUUUACAAAGACCCCGGGACGUUCAAUCCCUCUCGAUAUCUUCCAAUAGAGAAAGGUGGAGCUGGUGAGCCUCUACCCAUAGGCCAGUUCGGCUUCGGUCGUAGAAUAUGCCCCGGACGCCACUUGGCUACAGCAAGCGUGUGGAUGGUCAUGGCAACCAUGCUCGCAACACUCGAGAUUUCGAGACCCAAAGACAUCAACGGUAAUGAUAUCAUACCCGCUCCAACGUUCAGUACUGGUAUCGUCAGUCAUCCUGCUCCCUUCCUUUCUGUUCUGAAGCCACGUUUCGAAAAUGUUGCAGAGCUUCUAAGCUAGAUCUAAGUGGUAAUAUCUCAAUUGAUCUCCUUUUUACUUUCGUGUGACAAUUCUUUCAUGACGCGAGGG
This is a messenger RNA of Mollisia scopiformis, 1626 nucleotides long. RefSeq names its product cytochrome P450. Gene Ontology annotation, molecular function: iron ion binding; oxidoreductase activity, acting on paired donors, with incorporation or reduction of molecular oxygen; monooxygenase activity. Lineage: Eukaryota; Fungi; Ascomycota; Leotiomycetes; Helotiales; Mollisiaceae. The record is from RefSeq and is a predicted model, not a curated record. The coding region runs from base 1 to 1557 and encodes 518 amino acids. The transcript is spliced from 12 exons.